AGCGGCUGGCGGGGCAAGGGGCACCGGCAGGGGUGGGGGGGCAAGGGAUUGUGGGUCGAGAGUGAGGGGCCCCGUGGAUGAGGGGCACCAAUAGGGCUUAGGGGCGACAGGGGGCUGCGGGUCAGGAGUGAGGGACCGUCCCUCCCCCAGGGCCCUGGGGACCAGGACGGGGCUUCCUGCUUCCCCUGCUGGAAACAAUGCCGCGCCCUUCCUGGCCUGGCUUGGGAAUAGGGGGGCAUCAGGGUGGGUCUAACCCCCUCUGCUGCUUGGUUUUUGAAGGGAAACUGAGGCAGGGGGGUGGGGCCCAGGUAAAUAGGCCUGGACCUGACCGGACUCCUGGGCUAGGCAGUUUCCCAGGCCGGGGGUGGGGGGACCAUGGGUUUUUUCCCCCCCGUGUCCGAGUGGCUCUGCGGAGGGGUGGGAUCGGGCCUCUUCCCUCUGGGGAAGGGAUCCAUGCUGCCUCCUGGCACCCCCUGACCCUCCCCUGCCCCCAGGCAGGAGCAGCAUGGCGGCAGGCCUGGGGGGUGCCCUGCUGCUGCUGGCAUUGCUGGAGCUGAAGCUGGGGGGCACCGAGAGCUCCCCUUGGGACCUGGUGCCCCGUAAGACUGUGCCUUAUGGUGAGCUACCAGCUGGAGCGCGGCGCUUUGGGGGUGCAGGAAUGAGCCACUUCCUGACGCUGACGCUGGACGAGGCUGAGGGGCUGCUAUAUGCAGGCGCCCGUGAGGCCGUCUUCGCCCUGUCCACUGCUACCCUCAACCUGCAGGCCACGGGAGGCUGGGGGGAGUGGGGCCUCCAGAGGGAUCUUGUGGAUGGCAGGGCUGGGGCUGACACCCACUAUGCCCUACAGACUGACUGCUUCAACUACGUGAGGCUGGUGCAGCCGCUCAAUGCCUCGCACCUCUACGCCUGUGGCACUGGUGCCUUUCAGCCCAAGUGCGCCUACAUCGACCGCGCCACCUUCUCCCUGGACCCGCAGGCUUUUGAGGACGGGAAGGGCAAGUGCCCCUACGACCCUACCAAGGGGCACACCGGCCUUGUUGUGGAUGGAGAGCUGUAUUCGGCCACACUUAACAACUUCCUGGGCACGGAGCCUGUGAUCCAGCGCAACUUGGGCCCCCGCUACUCCAUGAAGACUGAGUUUCUGCCCUCCUGGCUCAAUGAGCCACACUUUGUGGGUUCAGCCUUCGUGCCUGAGAGUGAGGGCAGUGCCAGCGGGGACGACGACAAGGUGUACUUCUUCUUCAGUGAGCGUGCUGUAGAGUAUGACUGUGACACCCCCCACGUCGUGGCCCGUGUGGCCCGUGUUUGCAAGGGGGACAUAGGCGGUGCGCGGACGCUGCAGAAGAAAUGGACGUCGUUUUUGAAGGCACGGCUGAUGUGCGCCCUGCCCGAGCAGCAGCUCCACUUUGACCGCCUGCAGGCGCUGGCCACGCUGCCCAGCCCCGCCUGGUCCCACACCGCCUUCUUUGGCCUCUUCCAUGCCCGCUGGGGGGAUGUUGUGGUGUCGGCCGUGUGCCAGUAUGACCUGAAGACAGUGCAGCAGGUGUUUGAUGGGCCCUACAAGGAGUAUCAGGAGCAGGCCCAGAAGUGGGGGCGCUACUCGGACCCAGUGCCCAGCCCCCGGCCUGGCGCGUGCAUCACGGCCUGGCACCGGGACAAUGGCUUUGCUAGUUCCCUGGAGUUGCCCGACAACACCCUCAACUUCGCUAAGAAGCACCCACUGAUGGACGAGCCAGUGCUGCCACAUGGCGGGCACCCGCUGCUUCUCAAGAAAGGCGUCAACCUCACACACCUGGCUGUGGACCGGGCCCAUGGUCUGGAUGGGCAGCUCUACAAUGUCCUCUUCCUUGGCACAGAUGAUGGGUGGUUACUGAAGGCAGUGAGCAUGCCCACGCAGGUCCAUGUGGUGGAGGAGCUGCAGAUCUUUGAGCAAGGGCAGCCUGUGGAAAGCCUAGUGCUGGCACCCCAGAAGAAGUUGGUGUUUGCGGGCUCGCGCUCUCAGGUGGUGCGGCUGCCCCUGGCCGACUGCAGCAAGUAUCUGUCAUGCCCUGACUGCCUCCUGGCCCGUGACCCCCACUGUGCCUGGAGUCGCAACGCCAGCCGCUGUGUCCGCGCUGAUGGGCGCGAUCGGGCCCUGCUGAUCCAGGAUGUAGCCGCUGCCAACACGGCCCUCUGCAGCCUGCCCCGAGCUGUCAAGCCAGCACCAGCGGCACCCAAGAACGUGACGGUGGCGGCAGGCACAGACCUGGUGCUGCCUUGCCGCCUGGCCUCCAACCUGGCACAUGCACGCUGGACCUUCAACGGGCGGGAGCUGCCGGCCGAGCGGGUGCCUGAGCUGGCUGAUGCCCAUGUCCGUGCCUUGCUGCUGCUGGGUGCUGGUCCCCAGCAUGCUGGCACCUACCAGUGCUUUUCAGAGGAGCAGGGUGCCCUCCUGGCCACUGAGGCCUACACUGUAGCUGUGUUGCCUGGCCUAGCCACCACGCUGGAGGCACGGGCGCCACUGGAGGGCUUAGGACUGGUGUGGAUGGUGGCCGUGGCCUUGGGUGCUGUGUGUGCCGUGCUGCUGGUUGUUGUGCUGUCCCUACGCCGGCGGCUCCGGGAGGAGCUGGACAAAGGGGCCAAGGCAGCCGAGCGCACCCUGGUCUACCCUAUUGAGCUGCCCAAGGAGCCAGCCAGCCCCCGCUUCGCCCCCAGCACUGCUUCUGACUCAGAUGAAAAGCUUUGGGACCCUGGCAGCUACUAUUAUUCGGAUGGCUCCCUCAAGAUUGUGCCGGGCCAUGCGGCCUGCCCUAACGGGGGCCCUGCACCCAGCCCUGGCAUCCCCGGGCAGCCCCUGCCCUCACCGCCCCCCCGCGCCCCACUGGGCGGCUUGCGGGGCUCGGCCUCCAAUGGCUACAUCCGGCUGCAGCUGGGGGCAGAGGCGAGGCCUGAGCGGGGCGAGCUGGCUGAGGAGCUGCGGCGCAAGCUCAAGCAGCGCCAGGCUCUGCCCGACUCCAACCCCGAGGAGUCCUCGGUGUGAGGCGCUGCCUGCGCCCUCACCGCUGCACAGCUACCUCAUGGCCUGGCCCCCUGGGCCGAGACCUGGACCAGGGCCUUGAUCCCUACACCCAGACCUAAACACAGGCCAGAGGUUUAUGCUCCGGCCUGAGGCCCCAGCUCUCAGGCCUGGACACUAGCUAGACUCAUGGCCUACAUCAAAGCCCAUGCUUCAAGGCUCAGGCCUAUGCCAAGGCCCAGCCCCAGCGGGGACAUUUUUAAGGUCCCCUUUUUCUACACCUCUCUCCCCUGGGGGAGCUCACAGCCACCGGCAGCGUCAAAGGAGGCCGAGGGCUCCAGCAUCUGUCCCAUCACCUUCCCCAGCCAAGGCUGGGUUUGGCAGCUUCUAGUAGCCAGACAGGCCCUCCCCCUGCAGGGGAGGGGACAGCUGGGCCUUGGCCCCCUCCUGGCACCCAGCAUAGCCCACAGAGCAGGGCACCAUGCCACCCCCACCCCCUCCCCUAUGGGGCAGGGGCAUUGUGAGGAGGGUGCCAGUGUACAUAACCCCUCCCUCUGCCGUGUCCCCUGCACGCCAGCUUCCCUCACCCCCUCCACCACACUCCCCUUUUUUAUCGGUGCCCCAAGCCACACAGUCCCGGUAAUUUAUUUGUUACCGAAAUGUAUUUAUUUGCUGUAAAUACUCAAGGAUUUUUAUAUUAAUAAUAAAAGGGAGAGAAGCUCCAGCCAGUGUGCAGCCCUGCCAGAGCUUGUGGGAAGCAGAGCUGGAUGGGGGUGCUAUAAAAGCAAAUCCAGCUGCCAGGACUCCUGGGUUUUCUGCCAGCCUGUGUCAGGCUGGGGCACUCAACCCCCAGAUCCCAUCCAGCUGCCUUGUUCCUGCAGGGUGCCUGGGGUGGGGGGCGGAAAUUCAGUCUCUCCCAAGCUGGCCUGGCUCCUUCCCUCUUCCCACGCCCUGGGUCAUGGCAGCUAAAAAGCCUGACAGGAAAUUCUUCCUGGGUAGGAUAGAUGGGAAGGCUCCUCCUCCCUGUGUGGCCUAGCGGCUACAUCCCUUUGCCCACUGAGGGGAGGGGGAUGACGGACACGACACAGGCAGGCUGGCGGGGUUGGAACAAGAACCAGGUGUCCAGGUCCCUGCAGCUGCAGCAGCUCCACCCUGUGCAGGUGUUGGAGCAGCUGGCAUGGCCUCCCCCUCCCCAGCCCCGCAACCAGCUGCUGCUGAAGGAACUCACUGAGCUGCAGGGGGUGCUGGGUGCUUGGCCUUGACCCCCUGCAUGGUGCAGAGAGCCUGACCCAGCACCCCCUGGCAAGGGAGGACAACCUAGGUGUCCUGGCUCCCUGCUGUCUAGGGUGGGGGAGAGGUCUAGCCCUGCUCUCAACAUCUCCCAGGGGGGCACAUAUGUCAGCACCAGCUCCGGACGCCAGGCUGGGAAACUCACGGCUUUUCCCACAGCCCCAGGCCACGGGGAUGUGGCCUGGCCAGGGUCCAGCUGCGUCUGAGAUGGAGAGAGCCUAUGCCUGCUGCUGGCGUGGAUGGGAAGGAAGAGGAGGAGGGCGCCAGGAUGCCUGAGUUCUUCCCUGUUGCCUGCCCCCAGAGGCAGGGUGCAGAGCCCUGCAUUCACAGCACAGUGGUGGGAGAGGCUGCCCUAGCCCUAAGGGUGGGUGCCAGGGGCCAGGCCAGGCUGGCGGCACGUUGCGUGGGGCCCCUUAUUCCUGACCCACAGCUGCACAUUGUUGCUAAGGAAGUGCUUCUACUGCCCCACAGCUCAGCCCAACCCCACCUGGAGUUAAUGAGGACUGAUUUCCACCAGCUGUGUCAGGGACAGUUGCCCUUGCUGGCCUGAGUGUGUAGUGUCCAUGGAGGAGAACGGUGCAUGAUGGGCCUCUCCUGCCUGGUACUGUGCCUGCUGUGCCCACAGGGUACAGGGACCCUGGCAAUGCCCCAUGCAGCUGGGACAACCCAGACAAGCACCAGCUGCUGCCAUCUGUGUGGUUGCCCGGCCUACCUGGGAUUGUAGAGCUCAGACCCCAGCCAGCUGAGCUUGCACCCCCCCAAAAAAGGCACUGCCACUCAGUCUCAACCUGCAGCCCCCUGCCCAGCUGGUGCCCCACUCCUGACCCACACUGUGAAUUUGUAUGGGUGCCCUCUAGCAGCUGGACUGGGUCUUGCAGCGGGUGCUAUGGAAACCAGGUGUCCAGGCAGCUGCCCCCUCACACCCACUGCUUCCAGCCCCUCCCCCAUCCAGGCAUCUGCCAUUUCUCUUUGCUUUUGCUAGUGCUAACUUGCCCUUCCCAGGGCAGCCAGCCACCCCAUGGUAGCUGGGGUGCUCUGGAGGCCUGGGCCUGGGCUGCAUCUGGGGCAGCAGGUCCAUGGUGCAGUGGGGAUGUAGUGAGCUGGGCCACACUUCGCCCAGGUCCCCUGGAGGGACCAGGGGCCAUGGAGGGAAGGGGAGUGCCUGGGCCAGGCUGUAGGACUGCUGUAUGUCUCUGGGGGCACCACCCUUGGCCCAAAGGGGGGUUCCUGGGGUGCUGUGCAGGGGAGAGAGGGGGCUGGGGGGUACUAGGCAGCACUAUGAUGGAAGCUUCAGCAGGGGUACUGGAAUAGGGUCUCAUGGCCAUGUCCCCCCAGGUUAUGCAGCAGCAGUACCAAAACAGGCUCCUGACCUCCUGCCUUGACAGCGGUGCCGUGCCCAGAGAGUGGCAGCCCUGCAGAACUCAAUUCGACCCUGGCUGGGGGGGCCAUAGCACACCCUUGGGCCACUAUGCGAGUCAUGACCCCUGGCCACAGAGACAAGCAGGUACUUGGGGAGCCAGGGGGAACAUGUGUAUGGUAUAGGGGGCCUCUUGAGUGUUUAUGACUUGUCCUCACGAUUUCAGGCCCUGCCCUGGAGCACCCCACUGUAGCAUGGCCAGCCAGGAGCAAGACACACCUCCUGGGAUGUAAUGACCAAAGAAGUUUCCCUGUCUCUUAAGGGCUGAUGGGGCAGAGUGCUGAGUGGUGCUGGGCUGCGCUCGGGAACACAGGCUGUGGCUGCUGGGGUGAGGUUCUGGGUUGGAGGCAAGUUUCAACCCUGGAAAAGAAGCUCCUGGUUGACCCAGACCCUAGAAUCAAACCAUGGGCACGCUCUAUGCAAUGGGAACAUCCACCUGCACCGUUCCCCCAAGCCCAUUCCCUCCUGGCCUCAGCAGGGCCAUUGCAUGGACCUUUCCUCCCACAUUACAUGGCUUCUUCGUGCCGCCCUUUUUACCCUGGUUCUCCCUGCUCCAGCCCCUGGGCCCCACAGGGUCCUCCAGCCCCAGGGCAGACAGCAGGGCAGGGGGCUUGGGGGCCUAUUAUUUCCCGGUCUGUUUGCAGCCCUCCUGCUGCCACCAUGGGCACCCCCAGAACUGCAGCCCAGAAGCACAGGGCACCUGCCAUGGGGGGCAGGGGGGAUGGACAGACGGACGAACGACCCGGGAUGGAGCCACCUCUGGACCGGGGCGCAGGACAGAACACACCACACAGUGCUGGGCUCUGCAGGGCUUUCACUGCCAGUGUGGGGGGGUACAGCAGUGCCCGUCCCCCCAUAGACACAAGCAAUAUGGCUGCUGCAGCUUCACCCCUUCAGCAGGUCGGGCCCCUGUGCCCACAACCAAUAUGGGUGCAUUAGCAGGCCAAGCCCCCUCGUGCCCACAAGCAACACGGCUUCUCCUGUUGAGCACAGUAGGCCUGGUGCCCACAACCAACA
Alligator sinensis (Chinese alligator) is the source of this 6719-nucleotide messenger RNA. It is a transcript of the gene SEMA4C, whose product is annotated as semaphorin 4C. Lineage: Eukaryota; Metazoa; Chordata; Crocodylia; Alligatoridae. Gene Ontology annotation, biological process: negative regulation of axon extension involved in axon guidance; semaphorin-plexin signaling pathway; muscle cell differentiation. The coding region runs from base 506 to 3019 and encodes 837 amino acids. The record is from RefSeq and is a predicted model, not a curated record. Gene Ontology annotation, molecular function: chemorepellent activity; semaphorin receptor binding. The transcript is spliced from 13 exons.